AUGACCGUUUGUGGAAGGGGAGGCGUAUGCUAUUCCGUUUAUGCGCUCCAGAUUGGGAAAAACACGGAAACCCACAGUGUGGAAAUAGAAGGACAAAAGAACCACCCCCGAGCCGCGCUGACGCCGCUGCUGCUGAGGGGCCUGACGGGCUCGGCCCGGCGGCUCCUGGCGCGGCGCGCCCACAUCCACUCGAAGCCUCCGCGGGAGCAGCUCGGGUACAUGGAAUGUGUCGUUGCGUUCACCACCUUCGCCCUGUGUUUCUUCGUGCCUUCUGGCUGGAUCAUGUCGCACCUGGAGAACUACAAGAAGCGGGAAUGAGGGGCCAGCCCUCGCCCCAGCCCGUCUGAUCAUGUUUCCUGCAUCCCUGGACCGGGUCCUUCCUUUGUGGUGAUCAUGUCUGCAAUUGUGACCUCCCCGUGAUCCUGGGACCACAUGCAUCAGCUUGCAAGGCCCCACUCGGGGGGCCUCACCUCAUAACAAUAAAAGUGAUGGAAACCUU
Messenger RNA from Echinops telfairi (small Madagascar hedgehog), 499 nucleotides. Its product is annotated as cytochrome c oxidase subunit 8A, mitochondrial-like. Bases 1 to 318 code for a protein of 105 amino acids. The transcript has 2 exons. NCBI's taxonomy places the organism in Eukaryota, Metazoa, Chordata, Mammalia, Afrosoricida, Tenrecidae. Gene Ontology annotation, biological process: mitochondrial electron transport, cytochrome c to oxygen. Gene Ontology annotation, cellular component: mitochondrion. The record is from RefSeq and is a predicted model, not a curated record.